Molecule: messenger RNA, 1533 nt
Organism: Salvelinus sp. IW2-2015
Lineage: Eukaryota; Metazoa; Chordata; Actinopteri; Salmoniformes; Salmonidae
Source: RefSeq, a predicted model, not a curated record
UUUAGCCUUUAAUCAAAUAUGGUAACAUGGUAAAUAAGCCAUUGAGUCAUUGCCACCAGCUCAGACCGCACCUCCAUAUUACUUCAACACCAGUGGAACAUAUUUGGAUGAAUCCAUUUAACUGUGACCAUGACAGAAGACAAUGACUCCAGCACAAUGAAGAUCUUGGAUAUUGAUGACGACAUGUAUGUCAAGCCCAGAACAAGACAUGGCUUUCAAUAUUCAGUACAUUUUCAGUGGUGGAAGAGCUCAUUCAGAGUUGCUGCAUUGUGUCUUGGAUUGCUGUGUAUUCUCCUACUGGCUGGGAUCAUAGGCCUGUGUGUCAACUUCACUGGUCAGCAUUACUGUGACGAAAGAGACCAGCUACAAAUCAGUAAUAACAACCUGACUAAAGAGAGAGACCAGCUACAAACCAGUUAUAACAACCUGAUUAAAGUGAGAGACCAGCUACAGACCAGUAAUAAUAACCUGGCUAAUGAGAGAGACCAGCUACAGACCAGUAAUAACAACCUGACUAAAGAGAGAGACCAGAUACAGAGGGAGACAGAGAAGCUGAACAACAAGAUCAAAGGAAAUUUGGCGUUGAACGGAGUGGCCACUCAGUCAUCACUGUAUGGAAUCGCGAAGCUUCCGAUGCCAUUGAUGGAAAAGAAACACACACUAUGGAUCCUGCACCCAUACUCUGAAAGACAGAAACCCGUGGUGGAGAGUGGACCUGCUGAUGUGUACAGAAUAACAGAGGUCACCCUCACCAACAGAGGAGACUGCUGUCCUGAGAGGCUUGUUGAUGUGCCGUCAUUCCUCCACAUCCCAGCAGGAGAGGCCCACACCUUCCAGUGCAAUGAGAUGGAGGGUCGCUACGUUGUUGUGGUCAUCCUGGCAGCAUUCGGUGAGCGGAGAACAGUUACAGACAGGUACAACAACCUGACUAAAGAGAGAGACCAGAUACAGAGGGAGACAGAGAAGCUGAACAACAAGAUCAAAGGAAAUUUGGCGUUGAACGGAGUGGCCACUCAGUCAUCACUGUAUGRGAAUCGCGAAGCUUCCGAUGCCAUUGAUGGGAAAAGAAACACACACUAUGGAUCCUGCACCCAUACUCUGAAAGACAGAAACCCGUGGUGGAGAGUGGACCUGCUGAAUGUGUACAGAAUAACAGAGGUCACCCUCACCAACAGAGGAGACUGCUGUCCUGAGAGGCUUGAUGGUGCUGAGAUCCGCAUCGGUGACUCUCUGGAGAACAACGGCAUCAACAACCCCAGAUGUGCCGUCAUCUCCCACAUCCCAGCAGGAGAGGCCCACACCUUCCAGUGCAAUGAGAUGGAGGGUCGCUACGUUGUUGUGGUCAUCCCUGGCAGGUCGGAAUGGCUCACUCUGUGUGAGUUGGAAGUUCAUGGUACUCCUGCAGUUACUGGUGAGCAUUCCGGUGCAGCGAGAGACAGCUUACAGACCAGCUACAACAACCUGACUAAAGAGAGAGACCAGAUACAGAGACAGGCAAGCUACAACAACCUGACUAAAGAGAGGAGACCGAGA